Trichobilharzia regenti is the source of this 1305-nucleotide messenger RNA. The record is from the annotation of a GenBank genome assembly. NCBI's taxonomy places the organism in Eukaryota, Metazoa, Platyhelminthes, Trematoda, Strigeidida, Schistosomatidae.
AUGUCAAAGCAUAUUGUCUUUUUACAUCCAGAUCUUGGUAUAGGUGGUGCAGAACGACUCAUCGUAGACUCAGCAGUUGCUCUGGAAUCAUGUGGUUAUGAUAUUACUAUUAUAACUAAUCAUCAUGAUCCGAAUCAUUGUUUCGAGGAAACUCAACGAUCCAGUCUAAAUAUAACAGUUGUUGGGGAUUGGUUCCCCCGAUCUAUAUUUGGUUAUAUGAUGGCAUUAUGCGCUUAUAUUCGUAUACUGAUCGCAACAAUCUAUUUAAUAUUAUUCUAUGAAAAGAAAGCAGAUAUCACAUUUGUAGAUCAAAUAUCAGCACCUGUUAUACUAUUACGUGCUUUUGGAUAUCGAACAAUAUUUUAUUGUCAUUUCCCAGAUAUGUUAUUAACAAAGAAGGGUUCAUUUUUGAAGAAGCUUUAUAGGAUGCCUAUUGAUUAUAUUGAACAAGUAUCAACUGGAAUGGCUGAUGUAAUUCUAGUUAACAGCAAGUUUACUUCCAGCGUUUUCAAAGAAACCUUCACCUCACUUGACCAUGUACAUCCACGUAUCUUAUAUCCUAUUGCAAAUGCUAAAAGUUUACGCCUACCUGUGAUAGCAAAAUCUAAAGACAAAUUAACUGCCAAGUAUGAAUACCGUAAAAUGUUGCCGACAGCAGCAGGAGAAGCAGAAAUUAUACCUGAAAAGGCAAAAGUAGUCUUCUUGUCAAUCAACAGAUAUGAACGGAAGAAAAAUCUUUCAUUGGCCCUGUACAGUCUUGAAUACCUUUUCACACAUUGGGAUCAAUUGGUAGAUCCAUCAGUAGAAUUGAAACGAGAAAAUAUUCACUUAAUCAUAGCUGGUGGUUAUGAUUAUCGUGUAGUUGAAAAUGUAGAACACUACAAAGAACUGGUCAACUUAGCAGAAACACUAAAGAUCUCUGAUCGUGUGACUUUUAUGUGUUCGUGUUCAUCCGAGAUGAAACCACUUUUAAUUGCAUCCAGUGAUGCAGUAAUCUAUACACCGGAUAAAGAACAUUUUGGAAUUGUACCUAUUGAAGCAAUGUUAUUAUCUCGUGCAGUGAUUGCAUUGAAUUCAGGUGGUCCUAAAGAAACAAUUCUACAUGAACAUUCUGGUUAUUUGUGUACAGUAGAGCCAACAGACCAGUUACCAGAAAUUAUGGCCACCUAUUUAUCCAAGUUUAUUAAUGAUCCCCAACUAGCAGAUCGUAUGGGAGAAGCAGGCUGUAAGCGGGUUGGUGAGAAAUUCUCGUCUGCUAGUUUUAAACAGGAACUUCAAUCUAUUGUAUCUGAUUUAACGAAGUAG